GCGGGACACACGUCACCGGCCCGCCCCCACCCCCGUCUGUUCCGCCAUGUUGUUUCUCCCUUCCCUCAGCGCCCGGCGGCGCAGCUGUGUCUCGGUGCUGUGGGCAGCUCCUAUCCGUGGGCAGAUGCUGAAUCAUGAUUUAAACUGAACUGCUAAGGUCUAGGAAACAAGGAGGAUCUGUUUCCUUAACAAUGGCAACAAAAUCGUCACUCCUUAAAGUAAUACUGCUAGGAGAUGGUGGAGUUGGGAAGAGUUCCCUUAUGAAUAGAUAUGUCACCAACAAGUUUGAUGCACAGCUUUUUCAUACAAUAGGUGUGGAAUUCUUAAACAAAGAACUGGAAGUGGACGGACACUUUGUCACUCUGCAGAUCUGGGACACAGCAGGUCAGGAACGUUUUAGGAGCCUGAGGACUCCUUUCUACAGAGGUUCUGACUGUUGCCUGCUUACCUUCAGUGUGGAUGACUCUCAAAGCUUCCAAAACCUAAGCAACUGGAAGAAAGAAUUCAUUUAUUACGCAGACGUCAAGGAGCCUGAAAACUUUCCAUUUGUGAUACUGGGUAACAAAGUCGAUAUAAAUGAGAGGCAAGUGUCUACAGAGGAAGCCCAAGACUGGUGCAGGAAUAAUGGUAAUCACCCCUAUUUUGAAACCAGUGCAAAAGACGCCAUUAACGUUGCAGCAGCCUUUGAAGAAGCUGUUAGAAGAGUUCUAGCCUCUGAAGAUAGAUCGGAUCAUUUUAUUCAAACAGAUACAGUAAACCUCCAUCGGAAACCGAAGCCUAGUUCAUCUUGUUGUUGACUUAACUUUCUUUUUCUUUCUUGCCAAAUUACUUCCAACUAGCUUACUCUGAAGAGGAUGGGAAAGAUGUAGAUAAAAUAACAAAUGGGUUUUACUCUACUACUGAAGUUGUAAUAUUCUGCUGCUUUCCUGGGGGAGCAAAACAGAUUUUCAUUCAUGAGUGACCCGUUAUUGAAUUAGUGACGCUUCCUAUCUAGGAAGGUGUAAAGUAAAAAUGUUAACCUAAGAAUGUAGUUUGCCAACUCUAAAUGAUAAAUACUUUGAAUAUAAUUAAAACUUGAAGUUCUAGAAGCACUACUUUGGUGAAACUGUUCUGGAAUUGAGAUACAAAGAAGCUUUUAUAUGUAUAUAUAUUUUUAUGAAAUUAGCAUUCCAUUUUGUUUCACUAGAACUCAGUUUCUUAACCAUGAGAGAUAUUAAACUUUAAUUUCACCGCAUUCCUUUUGAUGUGAGUGGUACUUCAUCUCUAAUGCAUUUACUACAAGUUAACAUAAAUUCCUUCAAGUUUCCUGUAGUUAUAAUUUGUGUAUGUUUUUAAGUAGGAAAUGAGUUUCCUACGUAUUUAAUGUCCAUCUUCCUUUCGUUUACUAUUCUAAUGCCACAUGAAUUUUUCCAGCAGUUCAGUGCAAAAUGUGAUUUAUUUUUUUUUAAUACAUCUCCUCCUUAUGUCCCAUUCUGGCACGUUUCUGAUUAAUAGAGUAAAGAAAAAAUCUGGAUAAACCAAGUAUUUUUCAUAACUAAGAAUGGUUAUAUGUACUUUAUUCCAUCAGCUUUAGUAACUCUUGGAAAUUUGCCAUAAUGUGGAUCUCUUCAAGAAAGCUUUUAGGAUACAGCCUUAAAGUUCUGACCUUAUUGUUCCUGUUCACCUGAGCUAUGAAUGUGUUUGUGAUCUCUGUACUGUGAAACUAAGGAUUUGCAAUACAUAGGGAACUCAGGAAGCUCUUGACUUAGCAGGUAGCGACAGCUUUCCACUCUAGUACGAAUAGAUACCUAUAACGUUUGAGCCAAAUUUGAUGCUUAUUUAAUACGCCGUCGUAGGGUAGAGACUUAAACCUUGGUAUUACUGUACUCAUUAACUGACAGCGAACAGAAACAAGUUCCAUGUUUAAUGGAUAAUCUUUCUGUAGUGUUGCAGAUGAAGCCCCAGGAUGUGUAUUUGAAGCUCUCCACUGCUGUCCCAUGGUAGAAUACUUGUAUGAGAAGCUCUUGAAAGCUGACUCUCAGAGUACUCAAUAUCCUUUCAAUAGCAAACUUGAUAAUGCACUAUUGCUUCAAUGUGUAACCUGACUACAAGCAUGCCUGUUAGUGUACACAUUGUAGACCUCAGAAGGAAAUCAAAGGCCUACAGGACGGGCCGUGUUUUUCACUAAAUUAUGCAGACUCUGCUUUCUGUACUGCAACCUUUUUGUUGUAAUAGAGCUUUUCUUGAUAGUACAGUAACAGCAAGAGUCUUCUCUUAACGUGUUUGCUUUGUACCAGAUGUUAUUUAGAAGUAAAGCUUGCAAAACAAA
This is a messenger RNA of Coturnix japonica (Japanese quail), 2308 nucleotides long. RefSeq names its product RAB9A, member RAS oncogene family (gene RAB9A). NCBI's taxonomy places the organism in Eukaryota, Metazoa, Chordata, Aves, Galliformes, Phasianidae. Gene Ontology annotation, molecular function: GTP binding; GTPase activity. Gene Ontology annotation, cellular component: lysosome; phagocytic vesicle; late endosome. The record is from RefSeq and is a predicted model, not a curated record. Gene Ontology annotation, biological process: retrograde transport, endosome to Golgi; Rab protein signal transduction.